Messenger RNA from Sporothrix brasiliensis 5110, 2433 nucleotides. RefSeq names its product pentatricopeptide repeat protein. NCBI's taxonomy places the organism in Eukaryota, Fungi, Ascomycota, Sordariomycetes, Ophiostomatales, Ophiostomataceae. The record is from RefSeq and is a predicted model, not a curated record. The coding region runs from base 1 to 2433 and encodes 810 amino acids. Gene Ontology annotation, molecular function: protein binding. The transcript has a single exon.
AUGAAGCUUCGGCCGCCAGCAUGGCUGCCGCGCCCUGAGAGUCACAUGGCCGGCUUGUGGCGAAAGCGGUCCGGCGUCGACUUUACAAAGGCCAAGUCUGUGUUCUGGGGAUGGAAGAGUGCCGUGGCCGAGACCUGGAAGCUUCUGGAGGACGGACGGCUACCGCAUGAGGGAAGCCAAAGCUCUGUUCUUCAGUCCAUUUUGGAGCCAGCACACCGGGAGGGAAAGGCCGAGACGGAAGGGGCAAGCAGCCCAAAUGUCGACAGCAUCAGGACCGCGUGGGCGGGCCUGGGCUGGUCCACCAAGCGGCAGUGUGACGAAUGGCCGCAUUUGAUGCUGGCAGCCCUUCGAACAUACCCGGGCCGUGCGCAUCUCAUCUUCCAGGCCACGUUUGAUGUGGAUUUGGUGCCGUCGUAUAUGGCCGAAGACACGAUCAAUUUCUUGCUUCACAUGCGUGAGAGUCCGAAGAUGCAUGAGAAGGCCACCAUUCCAUUCGACACCCCUGCAGCCGAGGAUCUGCUUUCCGUACUGCGGUAUGUGCUUGAAAACAGCCCACCCGACUACUUGCGCCUGCGCCAAUCAUCACUGUAUCUCUUCACGCGCAUGCUGGCCAGCUCGCUCGACAAUGUGGCCGAUCUGUAUCACGAUCUCGUCCGGUACCAGCACCCGAUGCACAAGAAUACACGCUUGCAGAUCGCUGGCCGGUUGGCGGGCAGCCCGCGCCCAGAGCACAAGACACUCGCUGUCAACGUGCUGCAGAGGGCCCUGGCCGAGACGGACCUGGACAUCAACACGCCGCAGGGCGCCGCGCUCUGUACGGCUAUCUUGACGGCCGGCGACGGUGACUCGGUAGAGGCAGCCGAGACUGGGUCCAGCCCCUCGACGCCGGCGGCCACGCCUGCGGAACUGUUCGAGCUCUUGUUGCAGUGCGGCCUCGAACCCAACCUCAUCACGUACACGACCAUCCUCCGCGGACUGUGUCUCAAGCAGGAGCUCGACGCCGCCCUCCAGGUGCUGCAGCUCAUGCUCAGCGAAGCCAAGACGGAGCCCGACGCCUUUGUCUAUUCCAUCCUGAUGAACGGCGCCAAAAUUGGCUGCAACUACCCCAUCAUCCAGCAGGUGGCCCAGUCGGCCGCGGCGCACGGCGUGCGCCAUCCGUUUCUGUGGAACGACUUCUUGCAGGCCAUCUACACGACUGCACUGAACGAGGCGCGUAGGGAUCGGGAGUCAAAACGCCCACGCGUCAUUCCGGCGUUCCCGCUCAUGGUCCAGGCGUACGCCCGCGUGUUCGAGCUGGCACCGCUGCGCAAGCUGCUGCCAGAUGUCAACCUGGACUUUUUCGCGGCCGCCGAUUUUGCCUCCAGUCCGUCUGGUGCCAACAGGAACGGGUCGAGCAGCCGGCUGGGCGCUGGAACCAACAUCCCAUCGAACAGACAUUGGGAGUUUGCGGCCCAGCUGGCACCCACUGUGCACAGUCUGCCGAAGCUGUCGCCCGUCGAGCUGGUCGAGCCAACGGGCUCCACCCUGGCCACGAUGGUGCUCGGGUACAUCCAGGGCCUCUCGAAUCCGUAUGACGUGAUUACAUUCUAUACGCACUUCCGCCGCUUGCUGCAGACGGGCGACCCGAUGGCCACGCGUCUCGUACACGACCAGGGCUCGCAGGUGCACGACUGCGUUAUCAUGGCUCUGACGGAGUUUGAGGGCAUGCUGCGGGCAGCCCUUGAUGUUGUUAGCGAUAUGCUUCGUGAUGCGGCGGCUGCUCUUGAGGGGGGAUCUGCCGCUGCCGCCACGUCAGUCCAAGGUGGCCACCACCCGCCGCCUAGUGUCUACACGUGGUCCAUCCUGAUCAACGGCUUCAUGUUCCACCGUCAGUACAAGCAAGGCGAGCGUGUGCUCAACAUGAUGCGUGAGCGCGGCGUCGAGCCGAACCUGGUCACCUGGAACACACUACUGGCUGGCUAUGCGCGAGCACAGCGGUCUGGUAACACAAUCAGCACGUUCGAGCGUCUGGAACGCACCGGCAAGAAGCCAGACGACUUUACCUACCGUGGCCUCUCGUACCUCAACGACCAGGCAUCCGUGGUCAAACUACUAGAAUUGCGACAAGCGCACGCCGUCCAUGCCGCAGCCGGUGUCGCCGGGACCGCCGUGGAUGCUGCUGUGCCUGUAUCAUCCGAGGCCAUAAACAAGGCCCCGUCGCCUGUUCUUCUCUCUCGCCCUGAACAAAGCGCUGUGUCCAACGUGGGUCGCGGAGCUGACAAUGGCGCUGGGCGGCCAAGAAACUCCGGUGCGGCCACGAACCAUCGUGAACUGACCAACGAUGUGGACGAGCUCCAAGGGCUGCAGGGCGAAGUCGCCGAGAUUGCCAAGAUGAUGGAUGAAGAGCAACGAGACGACGCGGCUGCUGAAAGCGGAGAAGAAAAAAGGGGGUGA